Neodiprion fabricii is the source of this 8380-nucleotide messenger RNA. RefSeq names its product monocarboxylate transporter 3. NCBI's taxonomy places the organism in Eukaryota, Metazoa, Arthropoda, Insecta, Hymenoptera, Diprionidae. The record is from RefSeq and is a predicted model, not a curated record. Gene Ontology annotation, molecular function: monocarboxylic acid transmembrane transporter activity. Bases 720 to 3164 code for a protein of 814 amino acids. Gene Ontology annotation, biological process: monocarboxylic acid transport; transmembrane transport. The transcript has 11 exons.
GGCAUGUCGAACAGUAGCAGUCGACUGGCACCAUUUGGAACAAUAACAAGGACGAUAAGAGUGGUGCGUCAAGCGGUUAUAAAUUCGAUUCUAAAAAAAGGAACCUAACGCCCGUCAGCUCAAGUGAUGAGAUUGGAUAUCGUUUGAGAACUUGUAAUUUAUCCUAGCCUGCCAUUAUUCCCAAACUAUUUUGAAAUAUAUUCGCAGAGCGUGUCCAGGAGUUCUUAGAAUAUGUAGGACGUAAUGUCGGUUAAUGGAACGUGGGAACGGUGUAAUAUGAUCUGUAUGUAAUGAAAGAAAAGGGGUCUCUGGACGAUAUAUACCUAUGAUUUUCGUGUUCUAAUUUUAAGUUGUAGAACCUUGCUGCCAAAUAUCUGCAUAAGUAUAGUAGUCCUGUAUUCGAGGAGUGACGAGUGACUCGUCAUGGUUCUCACCACAAAGGGGAAAUACACAGUGUUGCGUUUUAUUCUUAUCAGCUGAGCGCGGAAGGUAUAAAUCGCGAGUGGAGUGAUGUGGUUCUCAUAGAAUUGAAUUCGGAUGCGAGGAUGCUGAUCGUGAGCCUAAUCUUAUAACAGUGUUCGACUUGUGAACGAGAAAUAAACUUAGCUAACACAAGCAAAUACGUACGCGGUGAAUAACGCGGCAAAAUAAGGAUAUACUGUCAGGAUAGCAAAAUAACUGUAUGACAUUUGAAAGUAGAUAAACUUCGACAAGUGACAAUGUCGCGAGUUUCCUUAAAUAAAACCCAGUUUGGCCAAUAUGGUUCUCGUCGCGUACGAAAAAUAAGCACGACGGAGAGUGAAUAUUCGGUCGAGGAACAGUCCCGAUUGACAGGAGCAGAUGGAGGAGUCGAUGAAGUUUCCCCUGAAGACGAGGGCUCCUUGUGCGAAUAUCAUGACAUCCCACCCCCGCCGGAUGGCGGCUAUGGGUGGGUUGUUGUAUUUGCCUCGUUCAUGUGCAACAUGAUUGUGGAUGGCAUUGCUUAUACCUUCGGAGUGUUUUUGAAUGAAUUUGUCAACUAUUAUGGAGAAGGCAAAGGCAGGACGGCAUGGGUAGGGUCUUUACUCUCUGGCAUAUACCUCAGCGCAGGUCCAGUCGUCAGUGCCUUAACGAACAAGUAUGGCUGCAGAGCUGUAUGCAUGGCUGGAAGCGUUUUCGGAGCGGCUGCAUUUGCUCUGUCGACACUUUCAUCUUCUGUUAAUAUGUUGAUGCUAACGUAUGGCGUAUUAGGAGGUAUCGGCUUCGGUCUAAUCUACCUACCAGCAGUCGUGUGCGUUGGUUAUUACUUUGAAACUAAAAGAUCGUUGGCCACAGGGAUCGCAGUUUGUGGUUCGGGAGUAGGUACCAUAGCUUUUGCCCCUCUAGCAACGAUGUUAAUUAAUGCUUACGGCUGGAAAGGAGCUAAUCUGAUUUUAGCCGGCCUUAUCCUAAAUUGCGCGGUUUUUGGCGCAAUGAUGAGACCUCUGGAAUACCCAAAAUUGUCAUCUGUUAAGCCGUUGCUGCAGCGAAUGGCAGAAGAAAAACGGUUUCAAAUGGAGCGUGGCAGUAUAGGAGGAUCCUACUUCAUGGUACAAUUACCGGAUGGAUCAAUGGAGAAAAGAAUGAAAAUGCCCAUUAACAUUGAUCCAGGAGUACACUCCAGUUUCAAUCUAGAUCAGCUAGUACCAGGUACUCCAUUGACUCCUGUACCAACCGUGCCAACUUUGCCUACAAUUUCGGAGGUAAAAGUACAGGAGCAAUCGUCAUCCGGUGGAACAUCCGCAAGUGGAAGUGUGGAUUUGAAAAAUGCUAUAAACAAGACCAAGAGCCGUAAAGCAAUUGACGAAGGAAAAGAAUCCAAAGAUGUUCCAACCCAGGAAAAACCGGAGAAUAUUGAGUUCAACAAGGCAAAUAUUCCCCGUAACGCCUCUCAGCCAGCAUUCACCACCCACGUGCAAGGUCUACCAAAAAACGGCUCGGUCCCAUUCUUUGAUAGAAUUCGAAAAACCAGUACUGGGGAGAGAUACAAGCCAAGCCUUAGCGCUAUCAAGAAUUCCCGUUCCACGCUCAACUCUAAUGGCGAUAUACGACGGAGUCUACACUUGAGACUAUCCGCCAGCAGCAUGCUUGGAUCACGUAACAAUAAUGCUGAAUGCGAUGAUGGUGAAAGCAUCACGUUUACCACGAGCAAAUCUAGCAUACCUAAGGAAAAGCCAAUGAUGAUUCGACCAUUGUCGAGAAGGGAUAUAUUCUACAGUGGUAGUGUACUCAAUUUGGCUGAGUGUCAGAGCCAAAAAUCUCUUGCAAAUUACCGGCAAAGUAUCAUUUCGUUGCCAAAAUCCGUACGUGGAGACGUCCGUGAUGCUGACCCGGAGAAGGGACCACAGCAGCCACUUUGUCCUUGCCUAGUCCUGCCUGAGUCUUUUACCGAAGCUCUUGCUACAAUGAUGGACAUGUCUCUACUCAAGGAUCCGGUAUUUCUGUUGAUCGGUAUCAGCAAUGUGUUCGGCAUGGCUGGACUUUACGUGCCGUUCGUUUAUCUUGUGGAUGCUGCCAAGUCACAUGGAGUUGAUGCAAGUUUAGCACCAUUGCUGUUGUCAAUUAUCGGAAUCACGAAUACAGUGGGACGUGUGGCUUGUGGCUACAUCGCAGACUUUCCGCAAGUUGAUUCAUUGUUAAUGAAUAACAUUUGCCUUGUUGUUUCGAGUAUUGCGGUUGGAGCUACACCUUUCUGUACCUCAUUUGCUGCUUACAUAGUGAUGAGUAUCUUUUUCGGACUUGCUAUAUCUGGAUACAUUUCGCUGACCUCAAUUAUUCUGGUGGAUCUACUCGGCUUGGACAAACUUACAAAUGCAUUCGGCCUUCUAAUCCUAUUCAGAGGUGCCGCUGCUAUCGUUGGAUCUCCGCUUGCUGGUGCCAUAUACGAUGCGACGGAAAACUAUAACAUUUCAUUUUACAUGGCAGGAUUCUUCUUUUUUAUUAGUGCAGCAACCAGCUUCAUGGCACCAGCUAUGAAGAGAUGUACUACGCCUCAGGCCCAACCCGUCAUAAUGGAUACAUUAACGCCUAUUGACGAAGAUAUUGAAGAGGAAAAUGAAGAUGAUAUCCCAGAGAUCGUUGAGACGGCUGCGUCGCCUCAAGAACCCCAAGAAAAGGAAAUCAAACAGAUUGAAUCUGUUUUAUAAUAAUUGCCGAAAGCCUUUGUGUGCUUUAUUUCUUCGACGAGCGUCCCAGAUUGAUGGUCAAUGCAAGGCGAAUAAGCUGUUAAAGAAAUUUCACAAUGAAUUUGAAACUCGAUUUUUAUAGUCACUUAAACGUUGAAGUAAAACGUUGUGCUUAAUUGGACCUGCAAGCUGAAAGAAGUGUACGUUAACGGACAUGAUGCGAGCAAUGUUGCAAAUGUUACCGGGAUUGCGUUCAGUUUACGACCUUCUAUCAAUUCAUAUGUCAACAAACGGGUUCACACUUUUAGAGCUUGUACGGCAAUUAUUAUUUAUUUUAUACUGUGAUCGAGAUAAUCGAGAAAUAUAUAAAAUAUUAACUUAGUAAAAAAUUCUGUGAGAAACAGGUUGAAAGAGUGAAGAUUAAAUGGUUGAGUGAGAGAGUGAGUGCGAGAAUCGACAAAGAGACGAGGGAGUACGUUAUGGCGAGGGCGCGGCAAACUGAAACAAAUACAUUUUCAUGCUCGAAUGUACCCGGUUUCUUGAGAGUAUGAAUCUCAAAAAAGAAGAGGAGGUAGAAAGUGUGCGCAGGAGAGAAAGAGAGAGAGAGAGAGAGUAGAUUAGAGUAGAGUAAAACUUGAGCAUAACCCGCUCGUACGGAAUAUGAUGAUAAAGCGGGGAUCGGCUGUCAACUUCAGAUUUUGGGGUAAAUGUUUGCACGUUCUUAAGGGUACUGGUCAUCCUCCCUUUUCAGUAGUGUUGAGAAAAUAGUGGGUUUCGCGUAUUCUCAAAUUACAUUCGCAAAUUUUUUAAGACCAAUUACUGCUACCAAAAUACAGCAAAAUCUCGAUUAUCCAAACCCCCUAUCAUCCGAAGCACGAUCUACUUUAUUCGAAUGAUGUUUUGAAAUUUUAGAACGUAUGUAACUACCCUAUUAGUAAAAAAACAUCGGAGAAAGUCUGUUUAUAGCGCUACGUUAAAAUUACCCAUAUUUUAAUUAACUUCAGGUGUAAUCAGAGUCAUAACGAUGUGAUGUGUGUUACAGUUAGACGUUCAGUUUGUUAAAGUAACAAAAAAAAAUACAUGCGUAAUGUUUCUAAUAUUCUUUAUCAUAUUGCAGCAUCGUUACAUUUGACAUUACUAUUCCAUUAUCCGAACUUUCGCUAAUCCGAACUAGGCUCGGUCCGAAUUGAUUUGGACAAUCGAGGUUCUACUGUAAAUUCAUUCGGUCAACAUAGGUGAUUUGGAAUAAAUUUAUCUCAAUAAAUAGCUUUGUGCUCCAAAAGCACUGGAUAUCACGUACGCCGGUCAAGGGCUGGUGUAGGAGGAGGACAAAGUCUCUUACUUCGAAAUAUGCGGGUAGCUGAAAUAUUAAUGGCAAUGAUUUAUAAUUGCAGCCGCAAUGGUUGAUUUUAAACACGGCGUGCGAAUUUGUACAGGAUCGUGCCACUCAUCCUUUCCACGUAUAAUCCACAUCAAGUACUGCAAUUAUUUAUUGAUAGUUCAGAAAAGUGUAAAUUGCUUUUGCGUACAGAAAAUUGGUAGCCACGAUGCUCUAUGUUCAACCUUACCGUUGGAGUAAAAUGUCAGUUUUUUUUACAAUUAGUAUUAUCUAACAAUAAGUCUACGCAACACUUAUGCGAAAAUGUCGCAGUUAGCGCAAUUCUACGUGUAAUGCCAAGCAAAAAUAUGUGAAAAUUUUUUUGUUUCGUGCGAACAUAUGGCCGGAAAAUAUAUUCCUCUAACAAGUGGUAAUUGAAUCACAGGAAUACAUUUCUUGGCAUUGUUAUGGCGCUAAACAAAUCUUUAUGGGUACUUUCAAUCGGCAUUCCAUGUAGAACCGCACUGACUGCGGCAUUUUCGCAUCGGUGAUGCUUUACGGAAUAUGUGUAAGGGGAAAUCGAGCUCAACUCAACUACCCUCCAGAUCUCAACACCUUCCGUUUUUCUUCUCUUAUGAGAUUUCUUUAUACCACGUGAUUUUCGUAUUGCCGUUCCAGAAGUUUUUGCAGUCAAUGUUGGUAAUUCCUGAAAUUGAAGGAUUUUUCAACAAGGAUAUCCCGGAGUUCAAAAGUCGUAUCAACAAAAACAACGUGAUCAUUUGAUUGGUAUUGAAUCUAACUUUUGGAGAAAGAAAAAUUGAAAAUUUUUGAACCACUUUUUCGUUGCCAAAAAUUGAAUUGAGAAAGAUCUAUAUAUCGACAAUUUGGGCACAUAAAAAAAAAGAAAAAAAUUCUCAAAAUAUGCUUUGCAGAAAGUUAAAAAUUUUAAAAGCUUACCGAAGAUUGUAUCUUUAAUGGUUAAGAAGUUACUCAUAUUUUACAGAGUAAAAAAAGUUAUUUUUCUUCAUUGAGAAUUUCAGAACAUGAAUCGUCUCUUGUAUAUUUUUCAAUCGAUACUGUACGACUUUUCGACUGGCGAGUGGAUUCAAUUCCAAUUCAUUGACAAUAGGACCAUGCAACGAGGGAUAUGAGACUUCACGUAAUCAUGUAGUAAUACGCAGUAUGCGUCAUUUUCUUUGUUGUUCAGACUGCGAACCGUUACAGGAUCUAUUAUGUCGAGAUUUUUUUUUUAAAUGAUGUACUGAGGUUCCAUGGAAAAUUACACUGUCCUGCAACUACCGAUAAAAUUUACAUCGGAAUUUCGAUUAACAAGUUGGUUAGUGAAGAAAAUCUACCUUCCGGGCGACAACCACGACGGUGCAAGUCGCAAACGAGUAUGGCGGAGUUAUCGUGGCUGGAAAUAAUAAUAAGGCAUAUAAUACGUAAACUGCCUCCCUAGUCCCUAGACUAUAGUUUUCUAACGGAGCCCUGCUAUGGUUGAGUGAACUCGUACUUUCAUUGCCGUUUGUGAUAUUUUAUUUUCUAUCAUUUUAACUACAGAGGCAAUUUGUUCAUUGAACACAUAGCGUCUUGUUUGGGAUUGUACACUUUCCUUUAAACUAUUUAAAAAAAUUCUUGAUUAUGAUUUUUUUCAUGAAAACCCUGAAGAAUGUAAUUAUGGGUUGAAAGUGUAGGCUCCUUGCUUUUUUUUUUCUGAAACCGGCACUUCAGUAAACGCAGGUAGUCUUUCCUGUACCUAGGCAGGAGAAGCUGAACUAGUCUUUGAACUACUAGAAGUAUAUUGAUAUUCUUGGAAUCAGAGGCCGAAGUUGAACAAGAUAAAUAUUGUAUGAACAUUGAAUUGAAAUGUUUAGUCAACACUAACUUUCUGAAUAUGAAUAUAAAUGAUGAAUAAUCAGUAUUAUGCAUUUUUGAAUGGCUUUAGAAGCUACGGGAUUUAGCAGUGUCUUUUAUUUCUGCUGGGAGUAGAAUGUCUUUGUAAUGUGUGGAAACGAAUCAACCUACUCAUCUACGAGUGGUCAACCAAAUGAUGUCAGUUGAGCAAGUACCACGUUGUCGUACAUUUGGAUUGCUUGCUUGUAGGAGAGUAAAGUGUUUCGAUUCCACAUAAACUCCUUGUAUAGACGUCUCACAUAAAUUUGCACACAGUUUUCAAUGUUCGUAAGUGUUUAGCGCACUUAAAAAAAUAUGUGCACAUUUCGCGACCAAUUGUUUUGCGCCUCUGCCCUUUGUAAAUAAGGUUGAUUUUUCGAUGAGAAUUGAAAGUGACCUACAUUAAACAAAAUCUGUACACCCACUCUGUACAAGUCAGGACAAGUCAGUUACGACUCUGUACCAUGUGAUGCAAUAGUUUUGCAAGCAAUAAUGUCAUGCAACUAUACUUGGGAAUAUAUUAUUAACAAUUUGCCUUACCGUGUAGUUUUAAUGUCGUUAUUGACGUGAAAAAUAUAAAUUGAAAUGAGGGAUAUUCUUUUGACGGCUUUUUUUUUUGUCUCUAUUGCCCGGUGUGAGAGGGUGUUUAAUAUUUUUGUAGGGUGCGUGUUUUUUUGCUAAGAAAAGUAUGAAAAUUCACGUCGCAUAUGAAUAUCAGUUCUACUUCCUCUUCGGCCGCGAGUUAACGUUGAAAAAAGAUAUCAGAAUUCUACUCCUGCAGCGAGAUCUUUGAAUGAACAGUGUGCAAUGUUUCAUGGUGUAUAAUUUUUCAAAUAGCAAAUCGCAACAGAUCACCAUGUGAUGUAUGUACAGUACAAUAUGCUAUGUGUACAUACAUAGAUACAUUUGUACAUACCUACAGUACCAUCUACGGAUAAUUGUGCGUCUAACUUACUAUCUGGUAAUGCUACGAUUUCUAAUCACUUUACGGCACAAUCUGAUAGCUUCAAGCGCACAGGCUAUUGCCUACCUUUUAUAUGACACGUUUACCAUGAGCAGAGUCAAGUUAACACAGCCACUUUUCUGAUUUAUUUAUGUUAUUCACUGUUUUCUGCUUCAAAUUUAUCAAGUGCAAGAGUCAGCGGAUGAUGGAUAAUUGAAGGGCAGGCGAGUUUCUGUUGGCCACGAUGACUGCGUUUUUUCUACUAUAAAUUUCAUUCUCUUGAUAAUUCGUGACACCACACCACGUUUGUAUUUGAAAAGAGAACCGAUGAAAAGGUCUUGCCCACUGAGUCGAACUGUCCUGUGUGAUGGUUAAGUUUCUAUCCUGGAAAGGGGGAAAUUUGUGGAAAUUUAAUUUGCGUAAUACGUUGAAUUCUUGGAGAGUUUUUAAACGCUGUACACCCGGCGCUUAGCUGCUUAGUUAUCUGACAACGAGGCCCAUUAUUUCAUUCGAAGCUUUUAUAUGCCCGAUGCGACGAAAGGGGAUAAUUGUACGAGUCUGUAAAUUAAAGAAACACUUGUGCGCCUUUUUCCGUAAUGUAUAGCGAAUGGCGGCAAAAAUUGUUUCUAAUACCAGUUAGGCUCACAGUCAAAAUAAGUAAAACAAUACGUUCAUAAAUUAGGAAUUGCAAUCGUAAGUUGAGACGACAAUAUUAAUCGUUAUGUUAGCUUUAUGCGUUUUGAUACGUUCUAGGUGCUCUAACAUAAGUUAGAAAAAUUAAGCAUUUUUUUUCACAUAAGACUAAAUUUUGUACUAUCCUCUCUUACCUCACUUGGUAGAAAGAAAUCAUUUUCGAAACAGUUCUCAGCCAUUUUUAAAAAUCAUUGGUGCAAUGCCACAGUUAAUGAAUUGGAAAGUCUAAAAUACCUACACACAGUGUAGUAAAAUGUAUCCUAGCGAGAAUCAGUGAUAUAUAUAUAUAUAUAUAUAUAUAUCACUGAUUCUGAUUCUGAUAUAUAUAUAUAUAUAUAACUUAUAUAUCAGUGUAGUGAAUCGUAAAGUUACAAAAAAAUCAGCGCCUAU